UACCGCCACUGGAACCGGGAGAUGCGGCGGCGCCGGGGCUGUCGCGGUGUUUGCUUUGAGUUGACUCUUGUACCUUCAGGCGGCUCCCUGUGCAGCUCGGAUCAUGCUGUUACCCUCGGAUGUAGCCAGGCUGGUGUUGGGUUACUUACAACAAGAAAAUCUCACAUCUACUUGCCAGACUUUUAUUUUGGAAAGCUCAAAUUUAAAAGAAUAUGCAGAACACUGUACUGAUGAAGGUUUUAUCCCAGCCUGCUUAUUGUCCUUAUUUGGAAAAAACUUGACAACAAUUUUGAACGAAUAUGUAGCCAUGAAAGCAAAAGAAACAUCAAAUGAUGUCCCAACAAUAAUGUCAUCUCUGUGGAAGAAGCUAGACCACACACUUUCUCAGAUCAGGAACAUGCAAAGUUCUCCAGGGUUUGCUGCCCAUCAGAGAGCACGAACAAGAAACGGAAUUGCAGAAAUCAAGCGACAGAGAUGGCUUGCAUCUCAGGCAGCUCCCGUCAAUUCAGAGUUACUGGUUUUACCUUAUGGUUCAGGACAAUUUACCACUUCUCCUCUGGUAGCCUCACAAGCUGUUAAACCAACUGGCCAAAUUGCAACUCCAGUGAGGUCAAAUAUUGUAGUAGUCAACCAGUCACAGUCACAAAAUACUGUAACUAGUAAGUCUCCAGAGUCUUUGAAUAUCAUUCCUGGUCCUCAGGAAAGGAAAACUCACACCAGUUUAAUGUCUCCUGGUAGACGUAAAAGUGAAUCCCAGAGGAAGAGCUUCCCGCCGUCUGGACCUCAUUCUUCAGUAAGGAAUUUACAGGAUCCAAAUGCAUUUGCAGUAGAAAAACAAAUGGUUAUUGAAAAUGCAAGAGAGAAAAUAUUAAGCAACAAAUCUCUUCAAGAAAAACUAGCAGAAAACAUAAAUAAGGUUUUGACUAGUGAUAAUAGUGUUGCUCAAGUACCUAAGCAGACAGACAGCAACCCGGCAGAGCCAGAAACUUCAAUUGACGAACUCCUAGGACUUCCGAAUGAAAUCCACAUGUCUGAAGAAGCAAUACAAGAUAUAUUGGAACAGACAGAGUCAGACCCAGCAUUUCAGGCACUCUUUGAUCUCUUUGACUAUGGUAAAACAAAGAGUAAUAAAAAUAUAUCACCAAGUGUUUGUAGUCAACAAAUGGAAACUAAUCCUAAUAUAGUCUUAGCUGAAGAAACUAAUCUAGCAAUUAAAAGUUCCUUUGAGACAGAAGAAUCUGAUGGGCAAUCUGGUCAGCCUCCAUUUUGUACAUCCUAUCAAAAUGAAGAUGUGUUAUUAAGUGAUUUGAAGAAUGGCAACAACCACAAUGCUCUUCAACAGGAGUCCCAGGAAAAUCUCUCCCAAAUAAGCUCUAGCAUUCAAAAAAAGGCCUUUAAAACAGCUGUACCUGCUGAACCGAAGUGUGCCCUUGACAUUACCUUUGAGUCUGUGUCUAAUUUAACUGACUUUAACCAAAGAGGAAGCUCUGCUGAAUGUACUGAACACUGUUCUGAGUUAUACAGCAGUCAGAUGCCCACUGAAGCUGAAGUGACUGUGGAGGUUGAAAAGAAUUCCUUGUCUCCGCCGAGUAUGUUGAGUGCACCUCAUUUAGAGCCUGAUCAGCCCGAUGUGCCGGUUACUUCCUUUGUGUCUCUUGGGGGUGAAACCAGUGAUGAAAACUUAAUUCUCUCUGGGAAAAAUUCCCAGCUUUUGUCCCAGAGUACUCCAUUAACUGAAAAGCCAUCUAAAAGUCAAUUCUGUGAAAAUUCUAACAAUAUAAUAAAAGUUAAAAGUAAUGCCCAUGGUUCUGAGUCACCAGAUUCUAGUCAAACUCCAAACAGUAAAAUUGAAGUUAAUAGUGUAUCAUCAGCACAGCCACUACCAGAUUGCCAAGAUAAUUCUUCAUUGGAAAGUAAAACAUCACCUGUGACUGUUGAAAGGUUAGGUUUAGAUGUAUCUGAACAAAUAGAAAUUCAUCUUGAGGAGUCAGCCCCUUCAGAUAAACAGCUAUCUAAUGGUUCAGCAUCUGUUGACUUAAAUCAUAUGGAAAACAAGACUGAGACACUUAAGUCUGAGAACUCUCAAGAGCCUUCCUCUUCUAUGAAAGAUGGAGAUACUAUUUUUCUCUCUUUGGGUGAACAUAACAGCUGUGAAGAAGUUGCACUGAUUCCCCGAGAAGGUAAUCCUGUGAAAAAUAAUCAUUCGCUUCCUUCAGAAUCUAGUGGUUCAGUUGGGGGUUCUCCUGAGAUCCAAAAUAUUGAUGGUAAACCUAGCAAAGACUCAAUGGAGGUAGAUGCAUCAAGUAUUGUCUCUCUCAAAAUCAUCAUCAGUGAUGAUCCAUUUGUUUCCUCAGAUGCAGAGCUUAACAGCGCUGUAUCUAGUAUCGGUGGAGAAAACUUGCCAACGAUAAUUCUGUCUUCUAAAUCUCCUGCCAAAAAUGCAGAAUUUGUUACAUGCCUAUCUUCAGAAGAAACUGCAAGUGCUGUUGUAUCUGUUGAAGUAGGAGAUUCUGGCCCAAUGGAGCAGAACCUUUUAGUACUCAAGCCUGAGGAACCUGUAGUAAACAACCCUCAGAACGAAGAUGGUAUUGCUUUUUCAGCCAGUGUUGCCCCUUGUGUUCCUAAGGAUGGAGGCUACAUACAGUUGAUGCCCACCACAAGUACAACAUUUGGCAAUUCAAGUAACAUUUUGAUCGCUACCUGUGUGACUGAUCCAACAGCCUUGGGACCAACAGUCAGUCAAUCUAAUGUAGUGGUAUUGCCUGGGAAUUCUGCACCUAUGACUGCACAGCCUCCUCCACAUCAGUUACAGACACCACCAAAGUCUAACAGUGUAUUUGCUGUCAACCAAGCUGUGUCACCAAACUUUUCACAAGGAUCUGCCAUCAUAAUUGCUUCUCCGGUCCAGCCUGUACUUCAAGGAAUGGUGGGAAUGAUACCUGUCUCUGUAGUUGGACAGAAUGGAAAUACGUUCUCUACUCCUCCUCAGCAGGUCCUUCACAUGCCUUUAGCAGCACCUGUUUGUAACAGAAGUAUCACUCAAUUCUCCAUUCCUCAAAAAUCUCAGAAGGCUCAGGGACUCAGAAACAAGCCUAUUACAGGAAAACAAGUAAAUAAUUUAACAGAUUUGUCCAGCCUUCCAGGAGCAUGUCAUAUGCAAAGUAGAACUGAAGUGUCUGAUAAGAAUACAGCCACUGAACUUGGGAAAAAAUUAGAAGAGGUCACAAUUCCCCUCUCAGCCGAGAGGGUAGCUCCUACCAGCAAGCCAUUUGAAAGUCAUAGGCGUGUGCUCUGUUUCGACAGCACUGUUUCUUCUGUGACAAGUGCCCAGGGGACACAGUAUAAGAUGACCCCCCAAAACAAAGAAAAGAAGGAACCCUCCUCUCCUCAUCUCGACUCAGCCAUUGUGUCCUCCACCCUAAAACCACCUCCUAAUAAUGCCAUUAAAAGAGAGAGAGAAAAAACUGUGCCCAAGAUUUUAUCUAAAUCAGAAACUGCCUUUAGCCGACAGAGCACUGUGAAAGAAAUUCAGUCUGAAAAGAAAGCUUUCCCCACAGAAGUGGCCCUUGAAUCUUUCCAUAAAGCAACAGCUAACAAGGAGAAUGAGCUGUGCAGUGAUGGGGAAAGGCAGAAGAGCCCAGACUCUUCAAAACUGCCUGGGGCACAGCAGAGUGGGAGCUUGCGGAGUGAGAAGACUAUAGCUUCGCUGCAGGAGGUGACCAGAAAACAAGCUGCAUCCUCUAACAGUAAAAGUGCUACUUCUAUAGGUGGAACUGUGAAGGACCUAAAACAAGAGCAAAGUAAACCUGCUAAUUCUUUAAUCGGUGCAGAAAUACUGCAGGGUGUCCCACUGCACAACCCAGCAAAUAGGAUUGCUGAUACUGAUUUGCCAGUACCCCGGACCCCUGGCUCAGGAGCAGGAGAAAAGCACAAAGAAGAACCCGGUGACGGUAUGAAGGCGCCCUCUAGCAGGCGCGUUGGUGAAGAUGGCAGCAUGCCCAGAAUAAUGGUCCCUCCUGUCACUGCAGACUUGCCUGCCUGCAGCCCAGCCAGUGAGACAGGCAGUGAGAACAGUGUGAGCAUGGCUGCCCAUACGCUGAUGAUCCUCUCUAGAGCAGCCAUCGCUAGAACUGCAACUCCUCUGAAAGAUAACACACAGCAGUUUAGAACAUCUUCAAGGAGCACUACAAAGAAGCGGAAAAUUGAGGAAUUAGAUGAGCGCGAGCGAAACUCCCGUAUUUCUAGUAAAAAUCUUGCAAAUUCAUCAGUACCAAUGAAGAAGAAGAAGAUCAAGAAAAAGAAGCUACCUAGUUCAUUUCCAGCAGGAAUGGAUGUGGACAAAUUCUUGCUGUCACUGCAUUAUGAUGAGUGAGCACCUGACAUAGAGAACAGUAGUUGUUUAAAACUAGUGUCCUUCAAACGCGUGUAGGAAAUGGGAUAGUGACAGACUCUGCAAACAUGACCUGCACUUUCAAUGGACCGAGAUUUCACUUUAUAUCUAAGUCAUGCUGUUUCUAAAGCAGCUUCCUAGUUUGUAAAUAGACGUUCUUGGUAUAUUUUUAUUUUAGAAAAACAGAACAUGUGCAAAAAUGUAAGUAAAGCCUAUCUGCAAAACUGUACAGCUUUGACACUGUAUAUUGUACAUGUGUAUAUCGUGUAGAAAUAGUGCUUAAAUCAGCCUGAUAGUCCCACAUUGUCUUGACUUCUGUGAUGCCCAAGGCUUCUGGAGUAGUUUCUCAUCUCCUUUGGAGGAAGAUGAUGGUUAUUCUUAUAAAAUUACCAUAUUAGUAAGACACUUAAAUUUACAGCCACUACAUAAAAAAUAAUAAUGAUAACCAUCUCAACUGGUUAGUAAAAUAUCUAAUCAGGAAGCAACAGUUUGGUGAUUUUCCCCCUAGAGUCAAUAUUUUAUCACCCUUUCUCAUAAGUUGCAGUAAAAACUAUAUUUCUGAAAUUCUGUACUUUUUUCUGAUCAUCUGCUCUCUUUGUUUUAAAGAGAUUUUUAUAAACCAUUUAUUAAGUGUUCUGAUACUUCAAUUUAUAACUUCUUGAGAUCUUUUACAGAACAUUAAGUGGUUAGACUAUUGAGCCAUAAAAAACUGAGUUAUGUAGUAGUGGAGAUUUCUUGAUUAUAUAUAAACUUUCCCUAAGCACAGGGGAUACAAAGAAUUGCACUAAUUCAUAGAAUUUUUCAUACUAGUGACCAAUGCACAUUUAAUUUAAAUCUUGUAUGUAAAAGCUUAUGUGGAGGAUUGUCUUCUGGUGUCUUUGAAAGUCAUGUCCCAUCAUAAGAUGUAAAAAUACAAAUCAUAGUUAUAUUGUAAUUUAGUUUACCCUAAAGUGGGAUGUGUAAAUAACUGUGUCUAUACUUACCUAUAGAACAUUGUGUUCCUUGAAGUGUUGUAAAUAGUUGCUCUCAAGGUCCUUAAGGGGAGUGAGAGGUGCCUUCUCUGUUGGAUGGACUUACAUAAACAACAGUCAAAUUGAAAAGCUGGUUUAAACUUUAAUGACAGAAAUUAUCAUUAAUACUUGACCAAUUGUGCCUAGAUAUUGAAGUGUUUUCGUAAGUCCUUUCUGUUUAAAUAUCGGUAUAUUCAGAUUUUUUUUCCUACAAGUGUAUAUUUUAUUAAAAAGUCACUU
This is a messenger RNA of Onychomys torridus (southern grasshopper mouse), 5640 nucleotides long. Its product is annotated as protein NPAT. Gene Ontology annotation, cellular component: nucleus. Gene Ontology annotation, molecular function: transcription coregulator activity; protein binding. Bases 104 to 4372 code for a protein of 1422 amino acids. NCBI's taxonomy places the organism in Eukaryota, Metazoa, Chordata, Mammalia, Rodentia, Cricetidae. The record is from RefSeq and is a predicted model, not a curated record. The transcript is spliced from 18 exons.